Knipowitschia caucasica is the source of this 495-nucleotide messenger RNA. The record is from the annotation of a GenBank genome assembly. Lineage: Eukaryota; Metazoa; Chordata; Actinopteri; Gobiiformes; Gobiidae.
AUGUGUCCUGGAGCAGCAGAGGGGGGAGGGGGGGAGAGGCUGACAGAGAACCUGACAGAGAACCUGACAGAGAACCUGACAGAGAACCUGACAGAGAACCUGACCAAGAACCUGACCGAGAACCUGACAGAGAACUUGACAGAGAACCUGACAGAGAACCUGACCGAGAACCUGACCGAGAACCUGACCGAGAACCUGACAGAGAACCUGACCGAGAACCUGACAGAGAACCUGACAGAGAACCUGACAGAGAACCUGACCGAGAACCUGACCGAGAACCUGACCGAGAACCUGACAGAGAACCUGACAGAGAACCUGACCGAGAACCUGACAGAGAACCUGACAGAGAACCUGACAGAGAACCUGACAGAGAACCUGACAGAGAACCUGACAGAGAACCUGACAGAGAACCUGACAGAGAACCUGACCGAGAACCUACAGCUUUCAGAAAGAUCAGAUUUUGUGGGGAUUUUAGUGUCCCUUGAACUUUUUUAA